AUGACCCCUAAUUGUCUGAUUCAAUAUUUGUCCGACAUAUUCAUAGCCUGUUGCUCGGUCUGUCGCUCUCGAUCGGUUGGUCUGAUCGGUUUGAUAUUUACAUCGUCCUGUUGUUUUGAGCAUCCCCGCUACAUUAUGCUGGGUGUUAACCUGAUCAGCACGUAUAAAGUUCCAGCUAAAAUAUUGAAUUCAGGCGAAUUUUACUUUAGUUUUCUGGAAGCACAACAACCCAGAGAAGUUCACGUUGGUGACGUAAUCAAUGCAUCAGUCAAGCACAAUGUCACCGCUGAACAAUUGCUUUCACAAAUCGUCGGCAGAAUUACAAAAUAA
Molecule: messenger RNA, 330 nt
Organism: Fasciola hepatica (liver fluke)
Lineage: Eukaryota; Metazoa; Platyhelminthes; Trematoda; Plagiorchiida; Fasciolidae
Source: the annotation of a GenBank genome assembly